This is a messenger RNA of Peronospora farinosa, 759 nucleotides long. The record is from the annotation of a GenBank genome assembly. NCBI's taxonomy places the organism in Eukaryota, Oomycota, Peronosporomycetes, Peronosporales, Peronosporaceae.
AUGACUUUUGAAAGUACCGUGGAAAUCACACGCGGCCGCGUAGAAACGAAACAUAGUGCACCGUCACAAGAAAAGCCAGUGGACGAGACUGAAUCGGUGCUGACGUUUUCCAUUCCGGCUCCGAUCGCGUUGGUACGUGCACACAUCCGAGCGUUUGAAGACGACAGCAUGUACAAGCUACUACAGCGUUACGAUGGCGUCGACGUUUUACCGAAUGGCUGGCGCCAGGGUCCAUGUAAUAAAGGAAUUCAGGUUGUCUGUGGUGAAGUCGCUGGCAGUGAGUGGUAUACGAUGAAGACGACGGGUACACUUGACGUCAGUGCUUCUAAAGCUGCUGCUAUUCUUAUGCGUUGUGAUAUGGUGCCCAAGUUUGACGACAUGACAAAGGAAGUAAAGACUGUGGAAAAGCUCAGUGAUGCCUCUGAAGUACGUCGUGUGACUGCAAAGUCAGUCAUGUUUACAGCAGCUCGAGACUUUUCCGUGGUCUCGACAUAUCGUGAAGAACCCAAUGGUCGUUUUCUUAUUGCCACUCGCUCGGUCGAGCACGUGCCUGAACGUAAAGGUUAUGUUCGUGCAACCAUCCAUAUCUCAGGUUACGUGUUGACGCCGCAUCCAACCAAUCCCGACAUGUGUGAAAUAAGUGUCGUUGCCCACAUGGACUUGGGUGGUAAUAUGCCUGCCAUGGUCGUACGUUAUCUUGGGAUGUCGGCACCUAUUAAAUUGGUCGAGAAGAUUCAGGAGGUGACCAUGCGGGCAUAG